This is a messenger RNA of Tauraco erythrolophus (red-crested turaco), 938 nucleotides long. The record is from RefSeq and is a predicted model, not a curated record. NCBI's taxonomy places the organism in Eukaryota, Metazoa, Chordata, Aves, Musophagiformes, Musophagidae.
AUGGAUUUCCUGGUCGUUCUCUGUAUUCUUUGUCGUGUGUGCCAUGCAGCAAGUGUGAAUUUCAGUGAAGUGCUGGAGGUUGUAGCCUCCAGUCGGGGUGUGCCUGGCUGUCAGGGUGAAGUAAUACAGCUGCAGCUGUGUGCUGCCCGCUUUAGCAUCACUGCGGUGCUGGCCUCGGCCACGGAUCAAAGCCAACACAACAACUCUGUUCAUCGUUCCUGCUGUCGAAGAGGGAGGAUGUUCACUGUUAAUGCAGGCAAGGCCACACAGGUGGUAAUCAAGGCCAUUGAAAGUCCAAACAAAGAUGAUGACACACAGUGGCUGACCUACUGGGUUGUGUAUGGUGUUUUCAGCAUAGCAGAAUUCUUCUCUGAUAUCUUUCUGUCCUGGUUCCCUUUCUACUACAUGCUAAAGUGUGGCUUCCUGUUGUGGUGCAUGGCUCCAAGUCCUUCUAAUGGGGCAGAGUUUCUCUAUCAUCGAAUUAUCCGGCCUUUCUUCCUGAAGCACGAAGCUCAGCUCGACAGUGUUGUUAAAGACCUGAAAGACAAGGCUGCAGAGACUGCAGAUACCAUCACUAAAGAAGCCAAGAAAGCAACAGUGAACUUACUGGGUGAAGAAAAGAAGAGCACUUAAACUAUUAACUGGAUGAAGUUUCCUUACCACCUCCUUUAUGAAGCUUGAUGUUAUUGGGAACUGUGGUAUAAAUUUAAUAAUAUUGCCUUGGAAACAUUUUGAUAUAUUACAGGAAUGUGCUUUAAGUUUGCUUACUACUUUGCUGUGUCUGUAUAGAAAGUAAGCAUUUUUAUUUAAAAGCAAUGCAGUGAGCAGCAUCUGAAGCUUAAUGAAAACAUUUUAUUCAUCUCCAUGCAGAAGAAAUCUUCCAGUAAUCUCUUUCUGCAGUAACAUAAAUAAAAAGUAUAUAUCCCACAGGCACUGCA